GUUGUAGACCCGCCCUUCUACUCAAAGCGGAUGUAAACCUAUUUUUGCUUUAGUGUUAGUGUUCCUCAGCCCCUUUAGAGUUUGGGUUUUUGAAGCCGUCAUGUCGUCGACGAUAAAGAAGAUAGGAAUUACUUAUAACUCUAUCAAUGCCAGCAACACUUUUAGUAACGGAGAUGUGGUUUCUGGUCAGGUAGAGGUGGAAUUAGCCAAAGACUGCCAGAUCGAGUCAUUUUACAUCAAGUUCAAGGGGAAAGCUGAGGUACUGUGGUCGGAAACUUACGGUCAGUCCACUCAAGUUUAUCACUCCAAAGAAAAGUACUUCACCUUGCGGCACUACUUCAUAAAAGGCAAGAACAGCACGGAUGACCAGCAAACACUGAUCACAAAUGAAAGUGGAGCAACCUACUGCAGUGUUGUGCCUCCUGGGAUCCAUGUGUAUCCAUUCUCCUUUCAGUUCCCUCUUCAGGAUAUUCCCUCUUCCUUUAAAGGUGAGGUUGGUAAAAUCAUUUACCAGCUGGAAGCAGUUUUGAGCAGAUCAAUGAGGACGGACAGCAAGGAAAAAGUCCCGCUCAACUUUUUGGCAAGAGAUGACCUGAACCCAGUCGCUGAUCUAAAGGUACCCCAGCAUGAGUCUAAAGAUAAGAAAAUGGGUCUUUUUAAAUCUGGAAGUAUCGCCAUGGAUGUAAACCUUGAGAAGUCAGGCUUUCACCAAGGAGAAGGGUUAAAGGUUUUGGCAUUGAUUAAGAAUGAUUCAUCUCGUGAGAUCAAGCCCAAGUAUUGCAUAUACAAAAAGCACAGCUUUUUUGCUUGUGGGAGAAGAAGGGUCCACACUAAAGAUCUCAUUAAGGAGGUUGGAGCUACAAUCCCCCCAUCGGCCUCCGAAAAAGUCACACAGGUUAUUCCCAUACCUCAAGAUAUGGAGCCCUCCAUCCUCAACUGUAACAACAUCAAAGUAGAGCACAGACUCAGGGUCUACCUUGAUAUUAAGUAUGCUUCAGAUCCCGAGGUCAAAUUUAACAUCUUCAUCCUUCAAGCACCUGCCAUGGCAUCAGCACCACCAGCUGCUUCUGACUUUGGAAAUGGACUGUUUGAAAACUAUGGGAAUCCAAACCCUCCUGUGUGGGACUUUGGACCUCCACAACCGCCGGCCGUGUUUCUGCCUGCUGACCCACCACCCAGCUAUGGAACAUACGGGAUGUACCCUCCUCUGAAUGAUUUUGCUAAUAAAUACUAAACACCCUUACAGUUGCCUUCAGGGGGGAGAUCUAGCCAAAAGCAUGUAAAACCCUUUUGUAGACGUAAUAUUCUUUACUGAUUCUUUUGUUCUUUCACUUAAGCUCAAUGCAGAAAAUGUACAAGAAUUGGUAAUUGUACAGAGCUACAGUUUACCAGCGUUAAUUUCAAGGUUUUUGCGUGUAAAAUAUAAUCAAAAGAUUUAUUUAUUAGUGUUGAAUCUAUAAAUAAGUUUGUUCUUUCCUGAACCUAUUCUGUUUUACUCCCAUCUAUAUAUGUCCUGUCAAAAUAGGUUUUUCUAAAAACUCUUGUUUUCCAUAGGUAUGUGAGGCAUUUGUAAAGUCUCCACUAAUACGCUCUUCCUGAAGAGAAGAAAUAACUUGUGUGGCUUAAAUAAUGCAGACCUCAUCCUUUUUCUGUUAUUAGUAUUAACAUUUUAGACAGUAGAGACUAUAGAUAAAAUAGUGUGUGACUUUUAUUUUGACUAAAACUUUAUUCUUGUUUAUUGAGCUUGGUAUAUAAAUAUGAAAGAUUAUACAUAUUACUCAUAAAAUAAUGCUAUUAAAAAAGACAAGGUGGCUUUACUAUAACUUACUCUUACUCUUCGUCUACUGCUUCAUCCAUGACCAGGUCAUGGAGGCAGCAGUCUCAGCAGGGACUCCCAGACUUCCCUCUCUGCAGACACCUCCACUAGCUCUGGUGAGGGGACAUCAAGGUACUACCAAAGUACUCCCUAUGACAGACAAGUGCAGUGUCCGCAUUAUGGCAGCAACUGCACCAAUCGAUCUAUGGAUCUCCCCAUUCUCCCCUCACUCAAGAAUGGGACCCCAAGAUUUUUAAAUGUCUCGCUUGAGGAAGGAACUCUCCUCCAACCUGAAGUGGACAAGCCACCUUUUUCAUUAGAGAACCAUGGCCUCGCACUUGGAGAAGCUGAUUCUCAUCCCGGCCACUUCAUACUCUGCUGCAAACUGCCCCAGUGCAAGGUGUAGGUCUUGGCAGAAGGGAGCCAGCAGAAACAUGUCAUCCGCAAAAAGCAGGGACAUGAACUGCUGGUUCCCAAACCAGUCUUUUGACUCUGCCUAGAAAUCAUGUCCAUAAAGGUUAUGACAGGGCAGCACUGGCGGAGUCCAAAAUGCACUUGGAAUAGGUCCAACUUAUUGCCGGCAAUGCGGACCAGGCUAAUGCCCCGCUUCUUUCUUAGUUGUAGUAAGGUUGCAGGCAACACUAUCCUCAAUCAACUGCAGCUGUCUGAUCAACUUUGUAGGUGGACCUGUAAAGACUUAAUUGCAGUUAUCAAUUUGGCUAAAGAUAAACGUGGAUUAGUUUUUUGAGAUCCUUCAGAGGCAUCAGUCUUUUAAUCCUGUAUAUUUCUUGAAGUGAUAAAAGACUAUGUUUGUUAUUGUCUUAAGUUUAAUCAUGUAAAGCACUUUGAAUUGUCUUUGUACUGAAUUGUGCUAUACAAAUAAAUUUGUCUUGCCUUU
This is a messenger RNA of Cyprinodon tularosa, 2714 nucleotides long. Its product is annotated as arrestin domain-containing protein 3-like. The transcript has 7 exons. NCBI's taxonomy places the organism in Eukaryota, Metazoa, Chordata, Actinopteri, Cyprinodontiformes, Cyprinodontidae. Gene Ontology annotation, biological process: protein transport. The coding region runs from base 101 to 1234 and encodes 377 amino acids. Gene Ontology annotation, cellular component: plasma membrane; cytoplasm. The record is from RefSeq and is a predicted model, not a curated record.